Messenger RNA from Vombatus ursinus (common wombat), 3667 nucleotides. Its product is annotated as solute carrier family 22 member 4-like. The record is from RefSeq and is a predicted model, not a curated record. Gene Ontology annotation, biological process: carnitine transport; transmembrane transport. Gene Ontology annotation, molecular function: transmembrane transporter activity; ATP binding. Gene Ontology annotation, cellular component: membrane. NCBI's taxonomy places the organism in Eukaryota, Metazoa, Chordata, Mammalia, Diprotodontia, Vombatidae. Bases 115 to 1917 code for a protein of 600 amino acids. The transcript has 11 exons.
GGAGGCCCCGCCUCACUAACCCCCGUCUACAUCCAGCUGCGGGGCUUCAGUCAAUAAAGGCGCCAGGUCUCCCAGUCUUUUCCGGGGGACGUUCUAUCUCUCCCGAGCUGCGACAUGAGGGACUAUGACGAGGUGACAGCCUUCCUGGGCGAGUGGGGACCCUUCCAGCGCCUCAUCUUCUUCCUACUCAGCGCCAGCAUCAUCCCCAACGGCUUCAAUAGUAUGUCGAUAGUGUUCCUGGCGGGGAUCCCAGAGCACCACUGCCGGGUGCCCACCUCGGCGAACCUAAGCAGCGAGUGGAGGAACUACACCAUCCCGCGGCAAAUGCAGGACGAUCGCGAGGUGCCCAGAAAGUGCCAGCGCUACCAGCUCGCGGCGCUGACCAAUUUCUCGGCCCAGGGGCUGGUGCCCGGGAGGGACGUGAACCUGAGUCAGGUGGAGUUGGAGCCCUGUCUGGACGGCUGGGAGUACAGCCAGGACACGUAUCUAUCCACCAUCAUCACGGAGACUGGGCUGGUACCUGGGGCCAACAGUGAACCUCGAGCAUGCCGUGAUGACCCUUCCCUGGUGAUCUGGGGGCAAGGGGGAAUCAUUUCACUGAGCAAGAUACUCAGUGACUUAAUCCUAGAACAAUUCCCAGACAAACAGUGGAAUAUAGUCUGUGAUGAAAGCUGGAAACCCCCACUAACAACCUCAUUGUUCUUCGUGGGUGUGCUGAUGGGAUCCUUCAUUUCAGGACAACUCUCAGACAGGUUCGGCAGAAAGAAUAUCCUCUUUGGGACUAUGGCUGUGCAGACAGGCUUCAGUUUCCUGCAGAUCUUCUCCAUCAACUGGGAGAUGUUCACUGUGCUGUUUGUCAUCGUGGGCAUGGGCCAGAUCUCCAACUAUGUGGUGGCCUUCAUUUUAGGAACAGAAAUACUUGGCAAAUCAGUUCGUAUUAUAUUCUCCACAUUAGGAGUUUGCAUAUUUUUUGCAAUUGGCUACAUGUUGCUGCCACUGUUUGCUUACUUCAUCAGAGACUGGCGGAUGUUGCUACUGGCUCUGACGAUGCCGGGGGUGCUGUGUGUCCCGCUGUGGUGGUUUAUUCCUGAAUCCCCACGAUGGCUGAUAUCUCAAGGAAGAUUUGGAGAAGCAGAAGAUAUCAUCCAAAAGGCUGCAAAAAUGAAUAAGGUGACAGCACCGGUCACAGUAUUUGAUCCUUCGGAGCUCCAGGAGCUAACGCCUUUAGAACAGCAAAAGGGAUACAUCCUGGAUCUAUUCAGAACUGGUCACAUUGCCAUAAUCACCAUCAUGUCUUUGAUGCUGUGGAUGCUAGUGUCAGUAGGUUACUUUGGUCUCUCUCUCAACACUCCUAACUUGCAUGGAGAUGUCUAUCUGAAUUGUUUCCUAUCUGCUGCCAUUGAAGUCCCUGCCUAUGUGAUAGCCUGGCUACUGCUUCGAAACCUGCCCCGACGAUACAUCAUUGCUGGGACACUAUUCCUGGGCGGAGGGGUUCUCCUUUUCAUUCAACUGGUUCCCACUGAAUACCAUUUCUUAUCCAUUGCCCUAGUGAUGCUAGGAAAGUUUGGAAUCACCUCUGCAUUUUCAAUGCUCUACGUCUUCACAGCUGAACUCUACCCAACACUUGUCAGAAACAUGGCUGUGGGUGCCACUUCCAUGUCCUCCAGAGUGGGUAGUAUCAUUGCUCCUUACUUCGUUUAUCUUGGUGCUUAUGACAGGAUCCUGCCAUAUAUUCUUAUGGGCAGUCUAACUGUGCUCAUUGGCAUCGUUACCCUGCUUUUCCCAGAGAGCCUUGGAAUGGCGCUACCAGAAACCUUCGAACAGAUGCAGAAAAUAAAAGGUUUCAGAUCCAAGAAAAAAACAAGGAACUCCACUGGGGGAGAGAAGAAUCCCAAGGUUUUCAUAACUGCAUUCUGACCAACUUCUGUCACAUUUGGUAAACAGAGGUCUCUGAGACUGGGGAGAAGCCAAAGCAUAUCCUGCCAGAAAGGACUACCUGAUGGAAAAUACAAUGAGCACCCCAUUAUUGUCAAUAUCUUUGCCAUGUGAUAAACUAGGGUAUUGCUGUUUUUGAUACUUUGUCUUGUCAACCAGGAUCAAAAUAUGUUUCCAUAGAAUUCUCAGAUGCAAUGGCUUCGUUUACAUCUGUGAACGAGGUCCACAAUGCUUUUUGAGGACACAAUAACUAAGAAGUGAAAUGCUCAGGGUGUCUCACUUAUUUUUAGACAUGCAAAUACCACCCACAUCAGAAAUGUCUCAGACGUUAAAGGCAGAAGUACAGCUUUGGGUACUCAGAGGUAUUUAGGUUUUAUUUAUUUUUUUUCAUUGAUGCUGCACUUCCAAUGUAGUCAUCUCUGAAGCAAAAAUAUUUGGUAUUCCCUAUAAAGAAGAAAGAGUUUCUUAGUAUUCGUAUCCUCAAUAUUUGAUGUACACUAAUGUAAGAAUCUUUUAUCCUAGUAUUUGAAAACAUCUUUAAAAACAUUUACUCUGUUUCCCAGAUACCCUUCUUGAAAUAAAUUAAUGGCAAAAGUCCUUAUCAUUGUGCGGGUAAAUUGUAGAGGUAAAGAAGCUGGUCAGAGUGACCCACCUGCUAUUACCCACAAUGGAGCUAGGAGGAUAAUCCUUGGCAUCAUAGUCCAUUACCAGCAUCCCCAUCCAAUACAUUCUCCUAAAAACUCCAAAUUUUUCAGUAUUCAUUUUAAAUAUGAGAAUUAUGCUGUUGUAUUAGGCUUGUUUAUAAAUCAGAUAUUUCUAUUGUAUAUUAGGAAAAGUUUGAAAUAAAAAGUGCUGUUCAUUGUUCGUGGUGACAAUCUUACCUAAACAUAUUUUAAAAUGGAAGUUGCUCAAAGCUAGAAAUAGGUUUUUGUUUUUUAAAAAAACAUCAUUAAAAACAUCUCCUUUCCAGAAAUAGCUUCUCUGUUCCUGAGCACAACUAUACAGAUGUGCUCCCACCUUUCUAAUUGUACAUUGUCUGUGGAAGGCAUAAGGGUUUACCACUGGGGUAACUGAUUAAGUUAGCACUCCUGUUAAGAUGCAAAAGUUUGUAUUUGAUGUUGGUUAACCUACACACUAAACAAUCAGACUGCAAAUGCCAGUGUUCCUACUCAAUCUUUACAUGGCACUGUCUCUGAAAGCAGCUGAAGACCAAGCCUUGUUAUCUAAGUGUUGUCCACACACAUUCCUCUUUAAAAUAGAGUUUUUCUGAAGAAAAAUACAAAAGUGCUUGAAGCAUCAUUGCAAUAACCUGACUCAUCUUACUCCCCACAAUGUGUAAUACUACAGGAUAUAUGGAAUAAACCACUAAUGGCCACCAGAUUUUUAUACGUUUUCUGUGACUCCUGAAAAUAAUUUUCUGUGACAGAAAAAUUCCAUGUAAUAAACCACUAAUAGCCACUAGUUUUUUGAUAUGUCGUCAAUGGCUCUUGAAAAGAAUUAUCUUCAACAGGAAACUUUCCAGGUCUAAGUAUUUUUCAAAGGAACCUCUGAUUUGGCAUGUAGAGAAGUUUUUUGAUCAUUUAAAGAUGCUCAUCUCAAAAUCUUUGACAUUGAUAUCAAUUAUUAUCCUCCUUAAAAGAGGAUUUGUCAGAGGGUACUAUUAUUGUGUGUGUGUGUGUGUGCGCGCACGCCUGUGUGUAUAUGUAUGUAUACAAAUACAUAUAUAUAGUAU